Dromiciops gliroides (monito del monte) is the source of this 3240-nucleotide messenger RNA. RefSeq names its product makorin ring finger protein 2 (gene MKRN2). The record is from RefSeq and is a predicted model, not a curated record. The coding region runs from base 135 to 1394 and encodes 419 amino acids. The transcript is spliced from 8 exons. Gene Ontology annotation, molecular function: ubiquitin protein ligase activity; metal ion binding. Gene Ontology annotation, biological process: protein polyubiquitination. Lineage: Eukaryota; Metazoa; Chordata; Mammalia; Microbiotheria; Microbiotheriidae.
CAGCGGCGCCCCGGGCGGAAGAGGCCAAGAGCUCGGGAGCGGAGGCGGCGGCGGCGGCAGCGGCUGCGGGGGUGCGCGAGCGGCCGCCUCUCCAUCCAGCCGUCCGUCCUUCAGUCACUCGUUCACCCUCCAUCAUGAGCACCAAGCAGGUCACGUGCCGGUAUUUCAUGCAUGGUGUGUGUCGUGAAGGGAGCCAGUGCUUGUUUUCACAUGACUUAUCGACAAGCAAACCAUCUACAAUCUGCAAGUUCUACCAGAAAGGCUGCUGUGCCUAUGGAUCUCGUUGCAGAUAUGACCACAUGAGGCCAGCAGCGACAGCCAGCAGUGGCGCAGCAGGGGCCGUGCCCCACAGCCUGCCUUCACCGAUUUUCCACAGUCCACAGCCUCAUCCUGAUGUGACUGCGUCUAUAAUGAAAAGCAGCUCACAGGAACCUGGCAAGCGCGAGAAGAGAACGCUGGUGCUUAGAGACCGGAAUCUGUGUGGCUUAACUGAAGAAAAGACCAAGCCCUGUGCCGUGAGUGACCUGGGAGGUUGCAGUGACUCAAACGAUAGCGUGGAGAUGAAGCCUCACUCCUACUUAGAAGCCAUCCGGAGUGGCCUGGAUGAUCUGGAAGCUGGGAGCUCUGACAGUCACGCACAGCAGCUGUGCCCCUAUGCAGCCGCCGGCGAGUGCCACUUUGGUGAUGCUUGUGUCUAUCUCCAUGGGGAUGUUUGUGAGAUCUGUAGGCUGCAAGUCCUGCAUCCUUUUGACUCAGAGCAAAGAAAGACACACGAGAAGCUCUGCAUGGCAACCUUUGAACACGACAUGGAGAAAGCCUUUGCUUUCCAGGCAAGUCAGGAGAAAGUAUGUAGCAUCUGCAUGGAGGUGGUCUAUGAGAAACCGUCAGCCUCGGAGAGGAGGUUUGGGAUCCUCUCCAACUGCAACCACACAUACUGUCUGUCCUGCAUCCGACAGUGGAGGUGCGCCAAGCAGUUUGAGAAUCCCAUCAUCAAGUCCUGUCCAGAAUGCCGGGUAAUAUCUGAAUUUGUAAUUCCAAGUGUGUACUGGGUUGAAGACCAGAAUAAGAAAAAUGAACUGAUUGAAGCAUUUAAGCAAGGAAUGGGGAAAAAGGCCUGUAAAUACUUUGAGCAGGGCAAGGGGACCUGCCCCUUUGGAGGAAAAUGCCUUUAUCUCCAUGCCUACCCAGAUGGGACAAGAGCUGAACCUGAGAAGCCUCGCAAACAGCUCAGUUCAGAAGGCACCGUAAGGUUCUUCAAUUCUGUCCGGCUUUGGGAUUUUAUUGAGGACAGAGAAAGCCGGCACAUCCCAGCUACUGAGGAAGAUGAUGUAACCGAACUCGGUGACCUUUUCAUGCACCUUUCAGGAGUGGAAGAGUCUGCCUCGAAUCCUUGAGAGUGAACUGAAGCCCCCUCCCCAGCCCACCCCCUUGCCAUACCAUACCAUACCAUACCAUACCAUAGCAUACCAUACCACACCAUACCCUAGGCUCUCUGCCGGACCAGGCCUGCGUAUUUAGAGAGGGUGUGCUGCAGAGUUUUACAUUUGCUGCAACAGUAGUUGAUGUGUCACUUGGAUUAAGUGAGGGUGUGUUAAACCUUUGUCUGAUCCAGUCUCCAUUAUUACAGCAAUGGAAACAUUGAAGGAUAUAAAAUAAAAAAUUAACAGAAGUAUAUGUAAUCUCCAUUUUCAUGGUUAACUAAUUCUUCAGUUACGUUAAGCCUCUUUUUGGCUGUCAGCUGAAGACCAGACUAGCUAAGGUUGGAGAGCAUCCUUUGAAGAUUAUCUACUAAGUCAUAGAGGGCUUGUGAGGCAGAGGAGGGCACCCACACUGAUAGAAUGACACAUGCUCCCUGCCUGGUGGGGAAAAACACAAGGGGGCAUCCACUUUGAUAGAAGAGUGACUCGCAACAAAACAUGCCUUUUUGGCUUUCUGCAUCCUUUUUGCUCUUCGUGGGUUAGUACACAUGAUGUACCCCCAUAAGCAAAACCCAAAUUUACAAAGUAUACAAUGAGGCAGAUUCUUUGCUUCCCUCCCUCUUGUGCCAUCUCUCUUCUCCCAGGCAUUUUAAAUUAUUUCAAUUUCAAAAAUCUGAUUUUACAUCUUUUCAGGCACAUGUGUCAUAGAAAAUAAAAUAUACCUGCAGUGUAAAAGCUUAAUUUGAGUUUGCCUAUUAAAGCUGUUUUGAUUUCUUAGGUAUGGUCAGUCCGUCUGAGCUUAUUUGGAGAGUAAUAUCUAUUUGAAUCUCACUCUAAUCAGAUUAGAGAGUCAGCUAGUCUCCCUCCUUUCAUGGUGCUAGAGUUUUGACUACAAAUGGCCACAUGGAUUCCAUUUUGGAAACAAAGAUGUGUUGUAAAGGGGCAACAUGUGUCGUAAAGGGGAGUAAAAGUCAAAAGGCAGGCCAUACCUUGCCUUCUUUUGUGAGAUGAAAAGCUUAGAAGGCAUUGAGCUCCCUAGCUAAAGAAGGAGGUCUAUCCAAGUUAAAUUCUGCUAACAUUGCACUAUUUAAAUCCAUACUGAAUCAGAGAAUUAGAAAGGCUGGUUAGUUACUAAAGCCAUAAAUGUUCUUCAUAGUAACAAAUCCCCACUUCUCAAGUUUUUUACCCAAUCCUUGAGGUCAGCAGUAUAAGUAUUUGAUAAUUUUGAUAGGAAUAGUCUCUCAUUUAUACUGCUGAGGAAAAAGAGGUUCCCAGAAGGUGGAACUCUAAGGUAUUCUUCUAAAGCCAACGUUAACACUGCCUGUCACUCAGAUCAUCUGCUCUUAAGUACAUCUAAAAGAGUCCAAAGUGCAAUAUUUAAAGGCAGUUCAGGAAACAUUUGCACUAAAGAGUUCCUACCAGGUGAAACUGCCUGCUGGUUUUAAAAUGUUAAUUUAUUAGUUUUUUAUUAUUUCCAUUAAAUAGGCUUUCCCCACGCGUACACUUUGGCUGGCUAUAUUCAUUUUCUAUACACCAGGAUAUUUUUUAAACCUGUGAAUCAGAGUAACAUUGUUGAACAUUGAAGGGACGGAAUUAUUAAGGAUCUGAAAGCUCUUUCUCUAAGUUUCCUCAGGAUUUGGCAUCACCAACAGUAGUAAAUACAGACCUAAAGCUGGUAGGAACCUUAGAUGGCAUCUAGUCGAGUCAUCUUCAUCUUCUAUAUAAGCAAACUGAGGACUACUGUCCAAGGUCACACAGAUAGAAAGAGUUAAGAUACAGACCCACUCAGACACUUAAGUUCAGCUUUCUACUCACUAGACCA